AGGAAGCAGCAGGAGAAGGAGAAGGAGAAGGAGAAGGAGAAGGAGAAGAGCAAGUUUCAGGUUCUGUUUGAUCGACUGGCUUCUCGGCAGUUAGUUGACUUUGUUAAUGGCCAGAAGCUCAGCAACAGACAGCUUAAGAGGUUGGAAACAGUAUUGAAUUCGGUGAAUGUUGUGCUUGAUGAUGCUGAAGAGAAACAAAUUACCAAGCCAGCUGUUAAAAAGUGGCUUGAUGAUCUUAAACAUUUCGUGUAUGAAGCGGAGGACAUAUUGGAUGAGAUUGGUUAUGAAGCCUUGCGAUUGGAGUUGAAAGUUGACUCUGGCAAAGGAAAAUUGCAGAAUUUUUUGUACCCAUUUAGAAGUAAGAUGGCCAAAAAAUUGGAAGAUACUCUUGAUGGAUUUCAACACUUGGUAGGGCAGAAAGAUAUUCUUGGACUGCUCGAGGGGAUUGGAGGCAAAUCAUUGGUGCAGAAUAGAACAACGACUUCACUGCUAGAUGGACCUGAUGUUUAUGGUAGAGAUGGUGACAAGGAAGCCAUUAUGACUUUGUUACUCUCAGAUGAACUUAAAAGCAAUCGUGUAAGUGUGCUUCCUAUCUUAGGCAUGGCUGGUGUUGGUAAAACAACUCUUGCUCGGCUUGUCUACAAUUCUCGCAGAGUAAGCUGGUGGUUCGAACUAAAAGUGUGGAUCUGUGUCUCGGAGGAAUUUGAUGUUGUCAAGUUAUCCAAAGAUAUUCUUGAGGAAGUUACUGGGAAGACUUGCUCUAGUAUUAAUUUGAAUCAAAUUCAACUGCAACUUAAGGAGCAAUUGGAAGAGCAAAGGGUUCUGCUUGUUCUUGAUGACGUUUGGAACAACAAGUUUGCUUCAAAUUGGCAAACAUUACUGAGACCUUUUCAGUGUGUGGCUGAAGGAAGCACAAUCCUUGUUACAACGCGUGACAAAAGUGUGCCACUAUUGAUAUGUUCAGUUCCAUCUCUGAGCUUGAUCCCACCUCAUCAUCUGCAGAUAUUGAAUGAUGAUGAUAAUUGGUCAUUGUUUGCAAAACAUGCAUUUGAUCAUAGAACUUCCAAUCUGCGUCCAGACUUGAUUGUAAUAGGCAGAAAAAUUAUUAGGAACUGCAAUGGUUUACCGCUGGCAUUGAAAACACUUGGAGGGCUACUACGGUUCGAAGAAAAUGCAGGAAAAUGGACUGAGAUAUCAAAGAGCAGCAUGUGGGAUCAUCCCUGGAGUGAGAACAUUCUUCCACCUCUAAUGCUGAGCUAUCACCACCUACCAUCACAUUUGAAGAGAUGUUUUGCUUAUUGUGCUAUAUUUCCUAAAGGCUACAGAUUCAAAAAACAAGAGCUGAUUGUUCUGUGGAUGGCAGAGGGUUAUCUUCUCCAGUCUAGAGGGAAUAGAGAAACGAGAGAAGUUGGUGAAAUUUACUUUGACAAUUUGGUAUCGAGGUCAUUUUUCCAGCCAUCGAGUGGGGAUAGUUCUUGGUUCGUUAUGCAUGAUCUGUUGAAUGAUUUAGCUAGCUUUGUGUCUGGCAACUUUGGUUCCAGGUUGGAAGGAAAAGAAAGGGGGUGUACCCUUAAAGAGUUAGGGGAGCUUAAUCAUCUAUCUGGUGCGCUUUGCAUAAAGAACCUUGAACAUGUCAUUGAUGUUCAUGAUGCUGAAAAAGCAGACUUGAAGAGUAAGGUGCAUCUGAAGGAGUUGGAGUUGAGAUGGGAAAGCAGUCGAGAAGAUUCACUGGAUGUAAUUGAGAGACUAAAGCCUCAUUCUGGCAUUGAAAGAGUGUCCAUUGUAGGCUAUGGAGGGUUCAAGUUACCAGAUUGGUCGACAGACCCGUCGUUGUCAAAGGCUUGUCAUGGUGUAGAAAAAGUUGGAGCUGAGUUCUAUGAGAGUGAUGGAUACUCAUUGAAAACGAGGCCUUUUAGAUCACUCAAAACUAUGGAGUUUAAAAGGAUGGGACAAUUGAAAGAGUGGAAUUCUUACGAGAAAAGAGAUGAUGACAGUGGAGCUUUCCCUGUGCUGGAGAAGCUUUACAUAAGAGAUUGUCCAAAACUAGUGAAGGCCGUCUCCAACGAUCUUCCUUCUUUGUUCACUUUUGAGAUUGUGGGAUGUCCGAAACUUCAAGUUUCUUCACUGGAAUUAACUACUUCCAACUUCAAUGUGCUCUUGGAGGAUGAUUCUCGAAAGCUGCUGAUGAGGCAACAUCAUCUACAGAUUUUGUGGUUGGUUUCUCAAGCCUCACCGCUAGAUGGGUUGGAUCGAGUUAAUGCUCAUGUGGAAGGGAUUACGAUUGAGAAUUGUACUUCACUUAGGUACUUCCUGCUUGAAUCUUUCCCCAACUUGAAGACUCUUUAUAUUGGUUCAUGUCCACACCUUGAGCAACUUUAUGAGCCUAUGGCGACACAAGGACCUUUCACAUGCCUCUAUUACUUGGAAAUCAGCAACUGCCCGAGUUUAGUAUCUUUUCCAGAGGGAGGAUUGCCUGCCCCGAAUUUGAGAAGUCUUAUUGUGCAUGAUUGCUUGAAAAUGAAGUCACUUCCAGAACACAUGCAUUCUUUCCUCCCUUCCCUGACUGAGCUGUACAUAACAACCUGUCCAGAGCUUGGUUCAUUUCCAGACGGUGGGCUGCCCUCGAAGCUUGAAAUCCUUGAUAUCAAUGGUUGCGACAAACUUAUUGCCAGCAUGUUGCAGGGCAAUUGGCAAGCUCCUUGCUCUCUUGUUGAGUUCCAUAUUGGUUAUGGCAAAGAUGUAGAGACAUUUCCGAACCAGAUGUUGCUGCCGUCCACCCUCACAACACUCCAAAUUCUGGGUCUUCAUAACUUGAAAACUAUGAACUGCCAAGCACUUCAAUGCCUCACCUCCAUCACAAAGAUGGGAAUCGGAAACUGUGACAACCUGGUGCCUUUCUCUGUGGGGGCUUUAUAUCAGCGACUAGAGUCCCUUGACAUCUAUGGUUGCAGCAAACUCAUUGCUGGUCGCUUGCACUGGAACUUGCAACUGCUUCCCUUCCUUUCACACUUGGGUUUUGGUGACAAUGAAGAUGUGGAGUCAUUUCCCGAAGAGACACUGCUUCCCUCUACUCUUACUUCUCUGGCUGUCUGUAAUCUUCAAAAUCUGAAGACUCUCGAUUACAAGGGACUUCAGUGUCUCACAUCUCUGAGAAAAUUGAAGAUUGAGAACUGCUCCAAGCUUCAGUCCCUUCCAGAAGAUGGGUUGCCUCCAACACUUAGAUCUCUUGAGAUUAAAGAUCUACCAAAUUUCAGGUGGCAUUUUGUUGGAGCAUUGAGCUUGAGUGAUGUAAUCUGAGGUGACGCAUUGCUUCAAGUUGUGAUCGGACUGGUACGAACACCAGAAAAAGGUCUAUUUGCUGGGUUUCGUGGAGCUUAAGGGACUCUUGUAGCAUCUAAUCUAUACCCAAGCUACCGAUGGUGCCGAUCCUAGAGUGACUACUGUGGCUUCAUUGCUAUUCAGGAGGCCUUUGAAGGUCUACAAUUUGUUGUGUGCUGUAAAUUUGUAAUUCACUAUUCAUCACGAACAAGUAGUGUUAUCUGUACAUGAGUCGCCUCUCCAACAUCAAGCACCAUUUUUGGCUUUUCGUAAGCGACAACCGCCACACCAUUAUCAAUCCUUUCCCCCAGCUAGGUUAAACUAUAGAACAAUUAGUGGGGGAGAAACAAUAGGAAAAGAGAAGGGAAAACAGAUCCCCCUAAUCAAAAUGUUUGGGACAUCGUAUCAUCUCCACCACCAAAACUGACGGAACAAAAAGACCUUCCUCAUUCGGACAUUGUAAGUCAUGAACGCUCUGGCUUUAAUAGGGUCAGCAUUCA
Messenger RNA from Linum tenue, 3818 nucleotides. The record is from the annotation of a GenBank genome assembly. Lineage: Eukaryota; Viridiplantae; Streptophyta; Magnoliopsida; Malpighiales; Linaceae.